Hibiscus syriacus is the source of this 853-nucleotide messenger RNA. RefSeq names its product 36.4 kDa proline-rich protein-like. Lineage: Eukaryota; Viridiplantae; Streptophyta; Magnoliopsida; Malvales; Malvaceae. The coding region runs from base 57 to 683 and encodes 208 amino acids. The record is from RefSeq and is a predicted model, not a curated record. The transcript has 2 exons.
UACCAUCAUUAUUACACUCAAUCUAAUCUCUCUCUCUUUUCUCUUUGGGUUUGAAAAUGGAGUCCACCAAAAUAUCAGCUCUGCUGCUAGUUUGCAUGCUUUUCGUUUCCUCGGUGACUCCAAUUCUUGGGUGCGGUUCAUGUGGGAAGGCUCCACCAAAGCAUCGAAAGCCCAAGGGAAAGUCCCCUACAGGUCCCAUCACUCUGCCUCCCCUUGUUAAACCUCCAAUCAAUUUGCCUCCGCUUGUCCCUAAACUCCCUCCGCUUGUCCCUGAACUUCCUCCGCUUGUCCCUAAACUCCCUCCGGUUACAGUUCCUCCUGUUAUCACUAAGCCACCAAGUGGAAAAGGGAAACCCUGCCCAUCACCACCGACCAAGGACACUUGCCCCAUCGACACGCUGAAACUCGGUGCAUGUGUGGAUCUCCUGGGAGGUUUGGUGCACAUUGGUCUUGGUGACCCGGUCGCGAACGAAUGCUGUCCGGUUCUUACAGGACUCGCUGAGCUCGAAGCUGCUGUCUGCUUGUGCACCACUCUCAAGCUCAAGGUUCUCAACCUUAACAUUUACGUGCCGCUGGCUCUUCAGCUCCUACUCACUUGUGGGAAAACACCCCUCCCGGUUACACCUGCUCUCUCUAGAACCAAGGUUGGUAGGUUGAUGGAAUCUAUGAUGAAAUCGACAUGAGAGGAUGUCGAGCUUUCUCUUUCUUCCUUUCUCAAUUGGACUGGAAAAUUAAUGCAGUUCUUAUUGUAACAUCAAUUUUUUUUUCCACUUCUGUUUUAAAAGAUUGUUGCAACUUGCAAGUGUGUUUCUGUAUCUUAGACAUCAAGAAUGGUAUUUGCCUUUGUUCAUGA